AUGGCUACCGCACAAGUCCAGUCUUACGCUCCGACUAAGGUCGUCAAGAGCGACUAUCCAAGAGUUGUUGGCUACGCCCGACCUUCGGACUACCUUCACGGAGCCGUAGCUGCCGCCUUUGGUCCGGCCGCUCUUCUCACCCUCGAGAAAUUCGCUCCUUCCCAUGUCGGCAAGGGAGGUAUGGCACAGGCCAUGCGACUGGCUGGUGCCGUUGGUUUGGCCGGAGGCUUCCUCUACUUCUAUCAGCGCUCGAGCUUACGAUUCUACGGAGCCACGGAAAACGCACGCGAGGUUGAGAUGGAUAUGAAGGAGAUGGUGGCCAAGGUCAAGGCUGGUGAGCCGCUCUACGGAGAAAGCAGGCUUACACCCCACAUGCAGGGUGUCGCGGCGCGGCAGUCGAGAUAUUCGGCCCUGUUUAUGGGUGUCGUGCCCUGGUUUAACUUUGUCAACCACAACCAGCAUGGCGUCGAUACAGCCAAAUAUUAUCAGCAGGCUGAGAGGGAGCUUGAGGCUGAGCGUUUGCAAAAGGGCAGCUCAUAA
Molecule: messenger RNA, 540 nt
Organism: Colletotrichum spaethianum
Lineage: Eukaryota; Fungi; Ascomycota; Sordariomycetes; Glomerellales; Glomerellaceae
Product: NADH-ubiquinone oxidoreductase 20. subunit
Exons: 3
Coding region: 1-540 (179 amino acids)
Source: RefSeq, a predicted model, not a curated record